AUGGCACCCGCAGAAACUAUCAUGCAAGAAAGUCAUAUUGAUUCAAAAAAUAAUAUAAUUACAAUUGAUCCAUGGUUAAAACCUUUUGAACAAUCCAUAAACAGAAGAUAUUCAAACUACAAACAAUGGAUCGACAAUAUAAAUAACAACGAAGGUGGCUUGGAAAAAUUUUCACGUGGAUAUGAAAAAUUUGGUCUUAAUGUACUUCCAAACAAUACCAUUGUCUACAGAGAAUGGGCACCUAGUGCAAAAGCUGCAAGUCUAGUUGGUGAAUUUAAUAAUUGGGAUGUUAAAGCCCAUCCAAUGAAAAAAAAUGAUUUUGGAGUUUGGGAAAUUGAGAUUCCUCCAAAUAAUGAUGGUACUCCAGCAAUUCCACACAACACUAAAAUAAAGAUUUCAAUGACCACACAAAAUGAUGAAUGUAUUUAUCGAAUACCAGCAUGGAUUAAACGCGUGACACAAGAUUUAUCUGUAAGUGCAACAUAUGAUGGCGUCUUUUGGAAUCCUCAAAGUAAAUAUGAAUGGAAAAACAAUUUACCUAAAAAGCCAUUAGGUUUAAGAAUUUAUGAAGCACAUGUUGGUAUAUCAACAACUGAAGGUCGCAUUGGAACUUAUAAAGAGUUUGCAGAUAAUGUAUUACCUCGUAUAAAAGAUCUAGGCUAUAAUUCUAUUCAACUGAUGGCUAUUAUGGAACAUGCAUAUUAUGCAUCUUUUGGAUAUCAAGUUACCAGUUUUUAUGCUAUCUCUAGUCGUUAUGGAACUCCAGAAGAAUUGAAAUAUCUCAUUGAUACUGCUCAUGGCAUGGGGUUGGCUGUGUACUUGGAUGUUGUUCAUUCGCAUGCUUGCAAAAAUGUUUUGGAUGGCUUGAAUAUGUUUGAUGGUUCAGAUCAUUGCUAUUUCCAUGAAGGAGAAAAAGGAAGGCAUGAUCUUUGGGAUAGUCGCUUGUUUAAUUAUGGACAUUGGGAGGUGCUUCGGUUUUUACUAUCGAAUCUUAGGUUUUAUAUGGAGGAAUAUAAGUUUGAUGGAUUUAGAUUUGAUGGAGUCACCAGUAUGAUGUACAAACAUCAUGGCAUUGGAACUGGAUUUUCUGGUGGUUAUCAUGAAUACUUUGGUGAUUCUGUGGAUGAAGAAGCUAUUGUAUAUUUGAUGCUGGCAAAUGAUAUGUUGCAUCAACUUUCUCCAAAUAAUAUGAUUACAAUAGCAGAAGAUGUAUCUGGUAUGCCUGGUUUAUGCCGUCCAGUAUCUGAAGGUGGUGUUGGAUUUGAUUAUAGAUUAGGUAUGGCUAUUCCAGAUAUGUGGAUUAAAUUAUUGAAGGAACAAAAAGAUGAUGAAUGGAAUAUUGGAAAUAUUUCACUUGUCGGUGAUAAAACAAUCGCUUUCUGGCUAAUGGAUAAGGAGAUGUAUACUCAUAUGUCUGAUGUGACUCCUCGCACCCCAAUUAUUGAUCGUGGAAUUGCAUUACACAAAAUAAUCAG
Messenger RNA from Entrophospora candida, 1475 nucleotides. Lineage: Eukaryota; Fungi; Glomeromycota; Glomeromycetes; Entrophosporales; Entrophosporaceae. The record is from the annotation of a GenBank genome assembly.